AUGGAGGAGGGUCCCCAAUUAACACCCGUCGGGGAGAAAACCCUUCCAGCAAAAUGCAAAGCCGAUGCCGUGUCCUACUGUCCAACAAUGGACCUGAUCGCGCUAGCGACCGAGGACGAAGAACUACGCGUCUUCCGCUUGAACGGGCAGCGCGUAUUCGGCGGCUCAUUUGGUGGCGAUCCAUAUCUUGGCGAAGAUGAGGAAGAUGGGGAGAUUCGUGGGAUGGCGUGGAAGGGCAAUGGUCGUCUGCUCGCUGUCGCAUGCGGAGACAAUACUCUCCGUCUCAUCAGUUCAUACAGUGGCAAGACAGUGCACCACUAUGACACAUACAAGUCCACUGGCGAAGGAGCACAGGACUUAGUCUCACAGGGAAAGCCCGUCCCAAAGACAACGUGUUUAGGCUGGGGUAUGAAUUUCACAGAUAGCAAAGCCGCCCAGAGACAUCUCCACGAAUCAGCGGGCCAAAUCAGCGUCGACGACCUGCUCGCGCCAGGGAUUCAUCCUUCCAAAGCGGCAGCUGUUCUCAAAGCCGAUUUACCGCGCGAGCUUGCGCUUCUGGAUGUUGAGAGUUCGUUGCCGAAGUUGAGCACGCUUCCUGCUACGGGUGGUGAGGACGAUGUUUUUAGUUCGAGGGCUUCGCUUGAUGCUAUUUUUCAUUCUGGGAGGGAUACUAAUGAUUCAGUGGAUGUUCUCUCGGUUGGGUUUGAUGAUGGGAGUGUUCACCUCAGGAUCUUUGAUUGUUUUGAGAUUGGGUCGUUUCUUGUUGGGCGGAUGCCUGGCGUUGCGGGUUCUUGUUCGGUUUUAAGACAUGCUUCUCAUCCGCUGAGCUCGACUCAUGCUUUGUUGACUUCGGCUGCUCAUGAUUGUGGCAGUGAAGGGAGGACUCUUGAGCUUGUAACGUUGGAUCUGCGUUUCAUUACGAAGUCCGGGAGGUACUUGUCUCUGCUCGCUUCGAAGACUACCCAGCUUCAGAAUUUGUUGCGAUAUAUUGGGCAGGUGCAGCGGCAGAUUGAGCUGGAGUGGAAGAAUGCGCAGGAACUUCCUGCAAGAUUCUUGCGCAGUGUAAACGAGGACUUACAAGAGAAGUGUCAGUGUGAUUUUAUCACUGCUAUCUAUCAUCUUGUUGUUACUGGUCAUUGCUAUGAGCCAAUGAAGGAGUUCCUCGUUGAUAUUGUUGGGGAGCGGGGACACAAGCGAUGGGACAAGGCCGUUGGAGGCGGUUACGAGAAUAUCCGUCGGUUGACGCACGAGUGUCUUCUGCCCGCCCUUGAACGCAGCCAAGUACUUCUCAGCCGACUGGUAGGACUGUCUAAAUUCCACAAGCUUAGCGAUGUCCUCGGACUGGACACGUCUAAGCUAAACGCCAUCGUGGAAACGCUCGACUGCCUCCAUCUUCUCGCUCACCGAAUCCUCAUACACGCAAAUGACGAACUGAAUCAAUUCGGUGCUUUCUCUACAUGGCUCCGACACGAAAUAAACAUACUUAAUAGCGAGCCUCUAUCGCAGACCCUGGAAGAGUUGCAAGAUAAAAGGGAUCUAUUCGAAGUCCCUCCCACUGUCAAAUACAUCACUGGUGCAUUGACAAAAAGUGCUCUGCGUGGCUCCAUCCGCCAACUCCCCAUGAUGGGUCCUCCUCCCCCACCAUCUGAUAAGUGGCUUCCUCUGCCAGACGGCCAUGAUAGUUCCUUUUACGAGGAGUUCAAGUCUCUCCUCCAGCAGCAGCGAGGGAUCCAGGAAAAGGGCGGUGAUGGUUCUUCGAUUGAUGCACCUAAACUCAACGAUCUAACCCGGCGUUUGGGUAUUCAGUUCGAGAAGGUCUUUGGGGAGAUUGCUUUGACCCAACGGAGAGGCAUUCUUCAUCGUUCGCCUCUCACACUUCACCCCGACUGCGACCAGGAAGUUAUUGACCUCACUGUCUGUUGCGAAGACCUCGAGGAGGGCCAUCCAUGUUCUAUCUACGUUGCAACCAGGUCUACAACAUCAAAGUAUCAAGCCCACAUCUACCGAGUUGUCCUCGAUUCCGUCGGUGGCGUUAGCUCAACAAGAAGCACAUCAAUCGCAACUCUGAACCUAGAAGAAGGAACCAUUCGUCAACUUCAAUUCGUCGCUGAUCACACCCUAAUGAUUCUUUGGACAAAUAGCAAAGGAUCCUCCCAUCUCCUCAACUUCCCCUUCCAAUCCAUAUCUGCACACCAAACCCCACCACCCUUAAUUCUCAACUACGUACAGUGUGAAGCCAUACCGUCAUCCCCGAAACCCUCUGCGCCACCUACGAACCUCGAUCUAUCGGACUCGUCACCUCAUGCAGAGGUACUGAAACAUGUUUUUGCUUCCAGCGGACCGAAGGCGAAACCCGUUCAUGUUGAUGUAAAUGGAAGGAAAGGGAGACGUGCUGUCUGUGCUUUGUAUGGUGAUGCUAUGCGGUAUGAGGUUCUGGAUUUGGAUGCUGCUAUUGAUGAGGAAGAGGUGGAUGAAGAGGGGGAAGAGAUGGGCAGCGAAGAAGAGGAAGAAGCUGACACUGAGAAUUAG
Messenger RNA from Penicillium nucicola, 2529 nucleotides. RefSeq lists its product as uncharacterized. Bases 1 to 2529 code for a protein of 842 amino acids. The transcript has 5 exons. The record is from RefSeq and is a predicted model, not a curated record. Lineage: Eukaryota; Fungi; Ascomycota; Eurotiomycetes; Eurotiales; Aspergillaceae. Gene Ontology annotation, cellular component: anaphase-promoting complex; nuclear periphery. Gene Ontology annotation, biological process: anaphase-promoting complex-dependent catabolic process; positive regulation of mitotic metaphase/anaphase transition; protein K11-linked ubiquitination. Gene Ontology annotation, molecular function: protein binding.